GCCACCUGUCGAUUUGUUUAUAAAUGUGUCUUCGUAUUUUAUAGCAGCCAAUCCAAACAUAUGAAAAGCGCAACGACUAUAGCGAAGUCGCCGCGAAGCAGAAUACGAGCAGAAUGGUAUCUGUUGACGUACACGUGCUGUUUUUUGCUAAGUGCCGUGAAUUAGCUCAGACUACUCGCUCAGUUUUUACAGUCCCAUCUGAAAUUAAAGCAGCUGAUUUAUUAGAGCAACUUGUUUUACGAUUUGGGCUAACGACCAUAAGGCAUAAUUUAAUCAUAGCUCAUAACGAAUCGUACAUCGAAAACUUAAACGAGAGUAUAAUUUUAAAGGACGGUGACGAAUUAGCUGUAAUACCGCCCCUAAGUGGAGGCUAA
Molecule: messenger RNA, 374 nt
Organism: Drosophila obscura
Lineage: Eukaryota; Metazoa; Arthropoda; Insecta; Diptera; Drosophilidae
Gene: Mocs2A
Product: molybdopterin synthase sulfur carrier subunit
Exons: 1
Coding region: 114-374 (86 amino acids)
Biological process (GO): Mo-molybdopterin cofactor biosynthetic process
Cellular component (GO): cytosol
Source: RefSeq, a predicted model, not a curated record